This is a messenger RNA of Caenorhabditis angaria, 1151 nucleotides long. The record is from the annotation of a GenBank genome assembly. Lineage: Eukaryota; Metazoa; Nematoda; Chromadorea; Rhabditida; Rhabditidae.
AUGAAUCGAAGUAAAAGUGUUGGAAGAAGAGAUGCUCGACCAAGAGAUCGAAGACAGAACAAGGUUACUGUAGUUGUAUUGGGAGCCGAGAGAGUGAGUUUAUUUUCAUAAACUUGUCUGGAACUCGAGAAAAAAUGUUCCAUAUUUUUUGGGGUUCUCUUUCGUUAGAAUUUUUUUUCGAUUUUGAAAAAAAAACUUGGAAAAUUUGAAAUUGAUCUCUUGUUUUCAGGUCGGAAAAUCUGCAAUGGUCUCACAAUUUUUAUGGAACAAAUUUAUUAGUGAUUAUCGUCCGACAGUUGAAGAAUUCAAUUGGAUUGAAUAUGAAAUUGAAGAGGGACGUGUUCUAAUGGUUCAAGUUAGUUUUUUUUGUUGGAAAAUUGUGGGAAAAAUAUGUAUAGUCCAAUAAUUGAUCAAUUUUCAACCAAAAGCUGUUUUUUUUUUUAAAUAAAUUGAUUUGAGAGAAAUUGAAUUUGGGCGAAAAAUUAAUGUCUGGGAUAAGCUUACGCGAUAAUAUUUUGGUCAUAGAUUUGAAGUUCAGUGCUUGCAAAAAUGAUGAAUUCACGAUUUUCUGUGAGAAAUCGCAUAUCAUUGUUUUUUUGUAAAAAAAACCCGUUAUUUCCAAAAAUAUCCAAAAAUAUGUUUUUUUCAGAUAAUUGAUUCAUCGGGUUCUCGUGAUUUUCUUGGAAUGCGUAAUUUGUAUAUUGGAACAGCUGAUGCAUUUCUUGUCGUUUAUUCAGUAAAUGAUCCACUUUCUCUUGACGAAGCAAUGAAUACAGUAAAUGAAAUAACAACUCGACGUGGAAAAGCAACUCCAGUUGUUUUGGUGGCAAAUAAAAUGGAUUUGGAGCAAUUGUGCCACGUGGAAAAAGCAUGGAAAUUUGAUUCGGUUUUGGAAUGUUGUGCGAUGCAACAAAAUGAGGUUAAAUUAUGUUUUCACGAAGUUUUGUCAAGAAUUCAACCAACUUUGAAUAUCCAGGGAUUUGGUUUGCGUAAAAGACGGUGAGGUUUUCUCCAAAUAAAAAAUUUUGAAAAUAAUCAAAAUUUUCAGUCAAUCAAUGCCUUCCAGUCGAGCUUAUAGUGGUGUAAAAUCAGAAGAUAUUGAAAAAAUCAAAAAUUCCGCAAAAAACAAGGAAAAUUGUACAAUAUCUUAA